GCUAAAUGACGGCCGUGUGUUGCAAUGAGAGAGCGUCUUUGUGUGUUGUCAAGGUAUAUAAGACAUUUCUGCCGCAAUUUCUUUCUUUGGAAUAAUGUCGGCUGAUUGUGAACAUAGAGACAAUGGCCCAGAGGGCAUGGAGCCAGAUGGAAUCAUUGAGAGCAACUGGAAUGAGAUCGUGGACAGUUUCGAUGACAUGCACCUGUGCGAGGCUCUGCUUAGGGGAAUUUAUGCCUAUGGAUUUGAGAAGCCUUCCGCUAUCCAGCAGAGAGCCAUUAUGCCUUGUAUCAAGUGUUAUGAUGUGAUUGCCCAAGCCCAGUCUGGCACUGGUAAGACUGCCACCUUUGCCAUUUCCAUCCUUCAGCAGAUUGAUGUGGAGCUUAAAUGCACCCAGGCUCUGGUCCUGGCUCCUACCAGGGAGCUGGCUCAGCAGAUUCAGAAGGUAGUGCUGGCCCUGGGUGACUACAUGGGUGCCAAUUGCUAUGCCUGUAUCGGAGGGACCAACAUUCGCAGUGAAGUCCAGAAGCUGCAGGCUGAAGCCCCUCACAUUGUGGUGGGAACCCCUGGCCGUGUCUUCGACAUGUUAACUCGUAAAAACCUGGCUUCAAAGAACAUCAAAAUGUUCGUGUUGGAUGAGGCUGAUGAGAUGCUUAGUCGAGGAUUCAAGGACCAGAUCUAUGAGAUUUUCCAGAAACUUUCAAGCAACACACAGGUUGUCCUUCUGUCGGCCACCAUGCCAACAGACGUGUUGGAGGUCACAAAGAAAUUCAUGCGUGAGCCUGUCCGCAUCCUGGUGAAGAAAGAGGAACUGACCCUUGAGGGUAUCCGCCAGUUCUACAUCAAUGUGGAGAAAGAGGAGUGGAAGCUGGACACGCUGUGUGACCUGUACGAAACCCUGACCAUCACACAAGCUGUCAUCUUCAUCAACACAAGGAGGAAAGUAGACUGGCUCACUGAGAAGAUGCAUGCCAGAGACUUCACUGUGUCUGCUCUGCACGGUGACAUGGACCAGAAAGAGAGAGACUUGAUCAUGAGGGAGUUCCGCUCCGGCUCCAGUCGAGUCCUCAUUACCACUGACCUGCUGGCCAGAGGUAUUGAUGUCCAGCAAGUGUCCCUAGUCAUCAACUAUGACCUGCCAACCAACAGGGAAAACUACAUUCACAGGAUUGGACGAGGAGGUCGUUUCGGCAGGAAGGGAGUAGCCAUCAACAUGGUGACUGAGGAUGACAAGCGAACCCUAAGGGACAUUGAGACGUUCUACAACACCACCGUCGAGGAGAUGCCCAUGAAUGUGGCUGAUCUGAUCUAGAAGAGUUCACGUGCCCUCUGCCCCCCCCCCUGCUUAUUUUAGAAAUUGAACCUCAUUACUUUAUGAUCUGAGUCAUGACUACACAUUCUACAGGAAGGACGAUUGCAGUUGUUCUUCAUAACCUUUUGAAAUAGUUUUGGCCAUAGGAAGGAUGAAUUGCUGACCAACUUCAUCUGCUCUUCAUAGUGUUACUCUAUAUCGCCACCUAAAUACUUCAAGCAUUAAUUCGAACAUUUCCACGUUGAAGUUUUGCAAAAUGAGUUAUUUGGAACUGGUUCCCACUAGUGCAAAACAAGUGCAUUCUUAAAGGAUCCUCGCUCUGACUGUUGGCAAGUUUAACAUUAAGUGAAUGACGUGUCUCAAUUGGUAACUUUCGCAGUGAAGACUUUUAGAAGCUUUUGUCAAAUGUUGCUGUGGGUUGCAGCCUGACAUCACCACCAGGUCCUGCACUGGUAGUCACUUGUAGACUGGUGGUUUAGACUGUAACUUGGUUUGGACUUGACACAUUGAUCUAAAUGAAAUGCUCUAUUUGACCAAAUCAGUAUUCGAACAAGCUUCAGUGUACUUAAAAAGCAUCCAUGGUCAUGUUAAGAACAGGUUUUUUGGGGGGGUUCUAGAGUACACAGGGCAUAUUCAAUAAAAAGACCUGUAUAGUAAAAUCAUUCAUGAAUGAGUUGUUUACCAUUUUGAUCCUUUUAAUGCUGUUUCAUGGCUGUAUUUUUUUGUUUUGAUUUUUUUAUUUUUUUUUUUUGCUAUUGUACAUAAUGCUUGACUUGUACAGUCACUUGUCCAGUAGCAUUCAGUUGAAGACUGAAGACCACAAGUGUUUGGAAGCAAAAACAACGGUGAGUUCUGUGGACACAGUCUUGUUGGAUUUCCAUCUCUUAACUCCAUCACAACAUUGUUUAUUUAGGGUUUAUUUUGCUACAGAAUUCGAUUUUCGAUGGAGGUGACAGUCAAUUUUUGUAACCUACCUUGCUGAAACGGGGGGCAGGCUUGGGUUUCUGAAAUGAAGGACCAAACUACCCAUGAUUGAGUGUAUGGAGAUUUUGCUCCCUCCCUCUUCUACGCUCAUUAAAAUGCCUGUCAUCAUGGGGUGUGGUGUCUGGUUUAGGAGAAGCAUUGUGUUCUGGGGGUGUACGGUCAGUGCUAUUUUUUAAAAUGAAUAUAUGGAGUUGUUAACCUUUUUGAGACAGAAACAGUGUAUUAAGUUUUUUUACAUUGGAUUCUGUAUAGUAUUUAUUUUAAUGGUCUUAAAAAUAAAGGUUUCUCCUUAACAGUGUAAACUGGCCUCUGCAUUGUUGAAUAGCAUGAAAGCUCUUUGGGCCAAAUCUUGUGUGGAAAGGUUGGUAGCCAAGUUAUUGGUUUGUCACGAUCUUAAUGGUGACCAAAGCACUGGCUCUAGGUUGUAUUUGUGCUUGAUGCCUGCUGCUCUGAUGGCUUUAGCAUUACAGUUGGUUCAACUGCUGAUUUUGACAGGCUAGCAACUGGACCCACUGUAAUAAACGAGGUUUAUGUUAGUUGGAGCAAGUCUGAUUUGUCAACUGUUAGAACGUGUCAGGUUCUACUAUGGCAGCCAAGAAGAGAAAUGUGAGUCCGGCUCACCAACACUGGAUUGUGGAAGACUGAAAACAGCCUGUGCCUGAAGAAUCCGGAUUUCUGGUGAGGCUGCAGAUGGACGUCGCAGUCUGGAGUCAACAGCUCAAAUCCAUGGAGCCAUCCUGUCUUGUGUUUGAUUGUGCGGAAUGUUUUCUUGAUAAACACUUAUCCUCAACACCAGGAUAAAAACUCUU
Messenger RNA from Paralichthys olivaceus (Japanese flounder), 3102 nucleotides. RefSeq names its product eukaryotic translation initiation factor 4A1A (gene eif4a1a). NCBI's taxonomy places the organism in Eukaryota, Metazoa, Chordata, Actinopteri, Pleuronectiformes, Paralichthyidae. Gene Ontology annotation, molecular function: RNA binding; RNA helicase activity; ATP binding. The record is from RefSeq and is a predicted model, not a curated record.